Molecule: messenger RNA, 3861 nt
Organism: Propithecus coquereli (Coquerel's sifaka)
Lineage: Eukaryota; Metazoa; Chordata; Mammalia; Primates; Indriidae
Gene: F13A1
Product: coagulation factor XIII, A1 polypeptide
Exons: 15
Coding region: 114-2312 (732 amino acids)
Biological process (GO): peptide cross-linking; blood coagulation, fibrin clot formation
Molecular function (GO): protein-glutamine gamma-glutamyltransferase activity
Source: RefSeq, a predicted model, not a curated record
GAGCCAACUUACUUGUCCUAUUUCCUGCCUGCCUGUGAGGAAGUAGCUGAGGCGCACAGAGGAGCCUGGCUAGGGCCCUGCAGGGCGCGCACCAGGACUUCAUAAAGCUGAGAAUGUCGGAAAGCUCCACGCCCGCCUUUGCAGGCAGGAGAGCAGUGCCACCCAACACCUCCAACGCCGAGGAGGAUGACCUCCCCACGGUGGAGCUGCAGGGCCUGGUGCCCCGGGGAGUCAAUCUGCAAGACUACCUUAAUGUCACCAGUGUUCACCUGUUCAAGGAGAGAUGGGACACCAAUAAGAUAGAUCACCACACUGACAAGUAUGACAACGACAAGCUCAUUGUACGUAGAGGGCAGUCUUUCUUCAUCCAGAUAGACUUCAAUCGUCCAUAUGACCCCAGGAAGGAUCUCUUCAGGGUGGAAUACGUCAUUGGUCGCUACCCUCAGGAGAACAAGGGAACCUACAUCCCAGUGCCUGUAGUCCCCGAGCUACAAAGUGGAAAGUGGGGGGCCAAAGUCGUGAUGAAUGAGGACAGGUCUGUCCGGCUGUCUGUCCAGUCUUCCCCCGAAUGCAUCGUGGGGAAAUUUCGCAUGUACGUCGCCGUCUGGACCCCCUACGGCAUACUCCGAACCAGCCGAAACCCGGAGACAGACACGUACAUUCUCUUCAAUCCCUGGUGUGAAGAGGAUGCUGUGUAUCUGGACAAUGAGAAGGAAAGAGAAGAGUAUGUCCUGAACGACAUCGGGGUAAUUUUUUACGGAGAUGUCAAUGAGAUCAAGACUAGAAGCUGGAGCUAUGGUCAGUUUGAAGAUGGCCUCCUCGACGCUUGCCUGUUCGUGAUGGACAGAGCACAGAUGGACCUCUCUGGUAGAGGUAAUCCCAUCAAAGUCAGCCGCGUGGGGUCUGCGAUGGUUAAUGCCAAAGAUGAUGAAGGUGUCCUCGUUGGAUCCUGGGACAAUAUCUAUGCCUAUGGCGUCCCCCCGUCAGCCUGGACUGGAAGUGUUGACAUUCUCUUGGAAUACAAGAGCUCUGCAAAUCCGGUCCGGUAUGGCCAGUGCUGGGUUUUUGCUGGUGUCUUUAACACGUUUUUACGAUGCCUUGGAAUACCAGCAAGAAUUGUUACCAAUUAUUUCUCAGCCCACGAUAACGAUGCCAACUUGCAAAUGGACAUCUUCCUGGAAGAAGAUGGGAAUGUGAAUUCCAAACUCACCAAGGAUUCGGUGUGGAACUACCAUUGCUGGAAUGAAGCGUGGAUGACAAGGCCUGACCUGCCUGUGGGAUUUGGAGGCUGGCAAGCCGUGGACAGCACCCCCCAGGAAAACAGCGACGGCAUGUAUCGGUGUGGCCCCGCCUCUGUGCAAGCCAUCAAGCACGGCCACGUCUGCUUCCAGUUCGAUGCGCCCUUUGUUUUUGCAGAGGUCAACAGCGACCUUGUCUACAUCACGGCUAAGAAAGACGGCACUCAUGUGGUGGAAACUGUGGAUGCCACCCACAUUGGGAAACUAAUUGUGACCAAAGAAAUCGGAGGAGACGGCAUGAAGGAUAUUACUGAUACUUACAAAUUCCAAGAAGGUCAAGAAGAAGAGAGAUUGGCCCUAGAAACCGCCCUGAUGUAUGGAGCCAAAAAGCCUCUCAACACAGAAGGUGUCGUCAAACCAAGGUCCAACAUAGACAUGGACUUCGAAGUGGAAAAUGCCGUGCUGGGGAAAGACUUCAAGCUCACCAUCACCUUCCAGAACAACAGUCCCAGCCGUUACACCGUCUCAGCCUAUCUCUCAGGCAGCAUCACCUUCUACACCGGGGUCGCGAAGGCAGAAUUCAAGAAGGAGACAUUCGAAGUGACGCUGGAGCCCUUGUCCUUCAAGAAGCAAGAGGUGCUCAUCCAAGCCGGCGAGUACAUGGGCCAGCUGCUGGAACAGGCGUCCCUGCACUUCUUCGUCACAGCUCGCGUCAACGAGACCAGGGAUGUCCUGGCCAAGCAGAAGUCCACGGUGCUGACGAUCCCCACGGUUGUCAUCAAGGUCCGUGGCGCUAAGGUAGUUGGCUCUGACAUGGUUGUGACAGUCGAGUUCACCAACCCACUGAAGGAAACUCUGCAAAAUGUCUGGCUAUACCUGGAUGGUCCCGGAAUACUGAGACCAAGGAGGAAGACAUUCCGUGAAAUCCGGCCCAACGCCACCGUGCAAUGGGAAGAAGUGUGUCGGCCUUGGGUCUCUGGCCCUCGAAAGCUGAUAGCCAGCAUGACCAGUGACUCCUUGAGACAUGUGUACGGCGAGCUGGACUUGCACAUUCAAAGACGACCUUCCAUGUAAAUGCACAGGAGGCUGAGGUGGACCCGGGCUCUGGGCCUCCUGUAGCUGCGGCUAAGGAAACUCUAAUGCAAACAUAGUCAGCUCUUGCUUUAACCUAGGUGUCAAGACCCAGACAGGACCAGAGAGGGCCCCAGAGUGCUGACGCCAUGUAUUUCAAAGAUUUACUUUUCAAAACCCAGGCUAUUCAGGAUGGAAGUUAGUUUUUAAUGUCUCCACCUUCCAAAGGAUUCUGAGCAUUAGCUUUAAACUCUAAUUAAGCUCUCAUAGCGCAUAAGAGUAAAAGUCAUCAUUUAUCAUCAUGAACGGCUACAGCUCCAAAUAUCAAAGGCCUCUAGCAGGAGGAUUUGAUCUAUACCUGAGACUUGUCGUUCCCCACCCAGUCUUUCGGGGCAACACAUUUCCUAAAAGGGAGCAGUGAUUUGGGCUCUAGAAUUCUAUUCCCCUUUCUUGGAAUUGGGUUCUACUCUCAUGUCAGAAUAUUUUUCCCAGGACUUGAGAGCAACAUCAUUUUUCUUCUUGGCAUAGCCAGGGAAAGGUCUUUGAUCUUGCACUUGAAGCCAACCGGCUGCCUGCCAAAUUUCACAGAUUUACCUUGUGAGAAGAUGUGGCCCCACAUUAACAAAUUGCAUUUGUGGGAAACUUAAUCACCUAAGAGGAGCUAAGAAAGCAGGUGCAAUACUCGGGUCUAUUAAAUAAUGUAGUUUAUGGUGCAUUUUAUAGAAGGUGUCACACUGUGGCCUGAUCGGCAGGAAGCAGUAUCCCCUAGUUUAACUCUUUCUGGGAUGCAGCACUAGAAAGUAAAGAGGCUGGUUUGAUACUGGAGGAGUGAGGAAUUAGUCUCCUUAACUGGGGAUUAUACGUCACCUGUCUCUCUGGGAUCUUCUCCUUCACACACUGAUGCAGGCUCAGGCCCAACAGGUUGGAGAAGCUGGCAGAUCUAGUGGCCAGACAUGUGGAAGGACGGCAGCCACUGACUCUCUCUGGUCCGUCCCAUCGCCCAUGUUGGGACCUCAGCUUGGCACUCAGGUGCUGAGAGGUAAUAUAGACUCAGCUUUGCAAAUAGCCAGUGGUAGUUCUGACCCAACGAAAAAGGACACUGACAUCUUUGUAUUACGUUCCAAAGCACCAAAAGACAAGUCUCCAUGGUAUUUAUUUGCAAGGCUGAUUUAUGGUCAGAAUUUCCCACUGAUGUGCCUAGGGUGUGAUUUAAGUCAGCAGACUGUGAUUCUUAGCAAAAAAUGAACAGUGGGAAGAAGCACACUACGGGGAAAGCCAGAAUGAAAUACCCUGGUUUAUAUAACUGCAUUUCUAAGCUUUUGACGUGGUUCCUGAGCCUUCAACACUAACCUGUGAGGGUUAGCUGGUCCCCUCUAUGGAUGCAUCAUACAUAACUCCAUUAAGUCGUCUCCUAGCAUUUGCCAAGUCUUCCAAUACCCAAUUUUAACAUGAAAUGCAUUUUCUAGCCUGUUAAACUGGCUUAACUUAGUAUAUUCUUAUUAAUUAGAAUGUAAUAGAAGCUUAAAAUAAAGUUAAUCUGAUUAUAUUUGCA